AUGGCGCUGCUGGGGAAGGCGCAGCAGGCCCUCCAGGAGCAGUACCGCCUGGGUUCGCUGCUGGGCCACGGCGGCUUCGGCAGCGUCUGGGCGGCCACACGGCUCUCAGACCGUGCCCCGGUGGCCAUCAAAAGGGUGCCACGGAACCGUGUCCGGCAUUGGGGUGAGCUGCCCAACGGCACCAGCGCACCACUGGAGAUCGUGCUGCUGCACAAGCAUUUCAUUCGGGCACGGCGGUUCCUGUGCGAGGAGGUGGCGCGGGAGCUGUUCCGCCAGGUGCUGGAGGCCGUGCGGCACUGCACCAGCUGCGGGGUCCUGCACCGCGACCUCAAGCCAGAGAACAUCCUGCUUGACCUGGCCACCGGGCAGGCCAAAUUGAUCGAUUUUGGCUGUGGCACCUACCUACAAGACACAGCCUAUACUCACUUUGCAGGAACACCGUCAUACAGCCCCCCGGAAUGGAACCAGUUUGGCUGGUACUAUGGACAGCCAGCUACCGUCUGGUCCCUGGGCAUCCUGCUGCACCAGAUGGUGUGUGGGGAGCACCCUUUCAGGAGGGGCCACAAGAUCAGCUGGGACCAUCAGCUCUCGCUGCCACCACGGCUCUCUCAAGAGUGCCAAGAUGUCAUCCGGCGGUGUUUAUCCAUGCUGGAUGUGGACCGGCCUUCAGUAGAAGACCUGUUCAGUCAUCCCUGGAUGCAGGAUAGUCAUCUGCCAUAG
Prinia subflava (tawny-flanked prinia) is the source of this 720-nucleotide messenger RNA. Its product is annotated as serine/threonine-protein kinase pim-1-like. Gene Ontology annotation, biological process: negative regulation of apoptotic process; protein autophosphorylation. Gene Ontology annotation, molecular function: protein serine/threonine kinase activity; ATP binding. Gene Ontology annotation, cellular component: cytoplasm. Lineage: Eukaryota; Metazoa; Chordata; Aves; Passeriformes; Cisticolidae. The record is from RefSeq and is a predicted model, not a curated record. Bases 1 to 720 code for a protein of 239 amino acids. The transcript is spliced from 7 exons.